Messenger RNA from Carassius gibelio (silver crucian carp), 4861 nucleotides. RefSeq names its product contactin-1a. Gene Ontology annotation, molecular function: cell-cell adhesion mediator activity. The record is from RefSeq and is a predicted model, not a curated record. The transcript has 24 exons. Lineage: Eukaryota; Metazoa; Chordata; Actinopteri; Cypriniformes; Cyprinidae. Gene Ontology annotation, biological process: cell-cell adhesion; brain development. The coding region runs from base 215 to 3298 and encodes 1027 amino acids.
GCGUCUUCCCUUCGCGUCACCGCGUCGCGUCCAAUCGUGGGCUGUGGAGAAACGCGUCGCGCUGCUGGACCCCGCGCUGAGCGUCAGUCUGCUGGAGACGCGCUGCGGAACGAGAGUGUGCUGAAGCUGAGGACGCCGCAGUCAUCCGCAGCAGCUCCUGAUGUCUUAAGAUCUCCUGUAGUUGAAGAUCGCCGCGGCCAUCCAGCCCAGAGCCAUGACCCACACUUCCUGCUGCGUUCUGCUGAGCAUCAUGCUCACGCUCACCUGCCAUUUUUGGUCAGUGUGUGCAGAUUUCCCAGCAGUUUUUGGAGACGAGUCGUCAGGAUUCGGGCCUGUGUUCGAGGAGCAGCCCGUCGACACCAUUUACCCUGAAGAGUCUUCAGAAGACAAGAUCAUCAUGAGCUGCAGGACACGAGCAAACCCAGCGGCCACAUACAGGUGGAGGCUGGACAACACAGAGGUUGUUUUUGGAAGUGAUGAUCACUACAGCCUGAUGGGAGGAAACCUCGUCAUCAACUUCCCCGACAAGAGCAAGCAUGCUGGGAACUACUCGUGUGUGGCCAGCAAUGAGUUCGGGACACUCGUCAGUCAGAGAGCCUCUGUUCAGUUCGGAUACCUGGACAUGUUUUCCUCGGACGAGCGGGAGGCGGUCUAUGUGAAGGAGGGGCAGGGGGCGGUGCUUCUGUGUGCUCCGCCUCCACACUUCCCAGAGGAUCUGUCCUUCCGCUGGAUGCUCAAUGAGUUUCCUGAGUUCAUUGCUCUGGACAAGCGGCGCUUCGUGUCUCAGACCACCGGGAACCUCUACAUCUCCACCGUACGAGCGUCAGAUAGUGGGAACUACUCCUGCUUCGUCUCCAGUCCCUCCAUCGCCAAGAGCGUCUUCAGCAAGUUCAUCCCGCUGGUGCCCAUCGCCGAGCGUUCUCUGAGGAAAUAUCCCGCUGAUAUCAAAGUCAAAUCUCCAGACACGUACACGCUGCUGGGGCAGAACAUCACGCUGGAGUGCUUCGCUCUGGGAAACCCUAUCCCUCAGAUCCGAUGGAGGAAGGUGGAUGGCGAUCUGCCGGUCCAGCGCCACAACAUCAGUAUGUCAGGAAGUCUCCUUCAUCUUUAUGACAUCCAGUAUGAGGACGAGGGUUUAUAUGAGUGUGAGGCCGACAACUCCAAAGGCAAAGACAGACACAAAGUGCAUCUGUAUGUGGAGGGAGCUCCUGAAUGGCUGGAGAAGAUCAGCAGCUCGGAGAGAGACAUCGGAGGAGAUUACAUCAUGUCCUGUCAGGCCAGCGGGAAACCCAAACCACACGUGCACUUCCUGAAGAACGGACGAAUGUACGCCAAGAACCACGAGUUGCGUUUCACAGACCUGACGUUUGAUGAUUCAGGGAUGUAUCAGUGUAUCGCUGAGAACCGUCACGGCACGAUAUACGCCAACGCCGAGCUGCGGGUGUUCGCCGGCGCUCCUUCAUUUGAGAGGAACCCAGUGAAACCCAAACUUCUGGGGGCCAAAAACGGGCGCGUGGUGAUUGACUGCAAACCCCGAGCAGCGCCCCGGCCGAGCAUCUCCUGGAGCAAAGGAAGUGAGCUCCUGCACAACUCCAGCAGGAUCUUCAUUCGGCCGGACGGGAGUCUAGAGCUUCUGAACAUCACCAGAUCAGACGAAGGUGAAUACACCUGUUCAGCAGAGAACGAGCGCGGCCGAGUGAACAGCAGCGGAUCUCUGUCAGUCACCGACGCCACAAAGAUCUCUCUGGCCCCGUCCAGUGCUGACAUCAGCGUGGGCCAGAGUACCAGGAUGCAGUGCGCCGCAUCACAUGACCCCAGCCUCGACCUCAGCUUCAUCUGGUCCCUCGACACACACCUCAUCGACUUCGACCGAGACAGAGAGCACUACGAGCACAAAAUGGAUGUUAAUCAGGAUGGGACGUCCAGCUCAGAGCUGUUGAUCAGUAACACACAGCUGAGACACGCCGGACGUUACAGCUGUACAGCACAGACGCCGGUGGACAACAUCACGGCCUCCGCGCAGCUGCUGGUCAGAGGUCCUCCUGGUCCUCCUGUAGGUGUGCGAGUGGACGAGGUGAUGACCAGCAGUGUGAGGGUCACCUGGAGUCACGGCACAGAUAACUUGAGUCCCAUCUCCAAAUACAGCGUCCAGUACAGAGACGUGCGAGCGCAGCAGGACUGGAGAGACGCCUCCACCUCUCCAGUGGAUGUGGAGGGAUCUGCAGACAUGGUCAGCGUGGUCAAUCUGACGCCCUGGACAGAGUAUGAGUUCAGGGUCAUCGCCACCAACACACUGGGCACCGGACCCCCCAGUGACCCCUCGCCCAGAAUCACCACCAGAGAAACCAGGCCGGUUGUGUCUCCGUCAGACAUCGCUGGAGGAGGAGAAGCCAGUCGUGAGCUCACCAUCACAUGGACGCCGGUCCAGCCACAGUACUACUACGGCAGUAAUUUUGGCUACAUCAUCGCCUUCAAGCCUCAUAAUGACCCCGAGUGGAUGAGGGUGACGGUGACAGAUCCACAGGCACGAAAGUAUGUCCACAAAGACCCGAAAAUCCCCCCGUCCACCAGGUUUGAGGUGAAGAUGAAGGUCUUCAACAGUCAGGGUGAAGGGCCGUUCAGUGUCAGCUCCUUCAUCUACUCCUCUCAGGAUGUUCCUGCAGAAGCUCCCAGCAUCAUCGAGGCGAGGACGCUGUCUGCCACAGAAGCCGUCGUGUCCUGGAUACCUCUACAGCUGCAGACGGUUGAAGGAUACCAGGUCCGGUACUGGAGGGAGUCGGUGGAGAACGAGGCGUCUGCGCAGCGUGUUCUGGUGUCCAGUGGAGAAAACCACACGCGUCUGGACAACAUGAAGCCCAGCUCACAUUACCUGAUCGAGGUGCGGGCGUACAAUGGUGCUGGAUACGGACCGUCCAGCCACCGCCGCAAGAUCCACACCAGGAGAGCACCUCCUAGUCGGCCUCCUAAAAUCAUCGGCACGAAGUUGAGCUACAGCGGCACAAACAUUAACAUCGCCUGGGAGCAGGUGGAGCCGCUGGCCAACGAGUCGACGGUGGAGGGGUAUAAGGUCCUGUACAGGCCGGAGGGGCAGCCCAGCGGGUCGCUGUACACCACAGUGAAGCAGUCCAUCGAUCUGCCCAUGAAGAAGGGUGAUUACCUGGUGGAGGUGCGUGCGUACAGCGAGGGAGGAGACGGAGCCCUCGCACAAGUGCGCAUCGCAGGUGCGGCCGGUCUGGCGUCUCCAUCUCUCGGCUUCUUCUGGCUGCUCCUCACGGUUCUGUUGGGUUUGAUUCUCUGAAUGUAGUUUCAUCCUGAUUUAAUAAAGCUGAACUCUCACAGGAGGAGACCCACCAAUAUUCAGAGACCAUGAGGCUCUGACUGGACAUUCAGGACAGAGCGUGUGUUUAAUGUCUGAACAGUUCAAUAUGCCUUACAACAUCUCACAGUCUGAUCUCUCACUGAGCGCUGAUUGGUCCACACGGAGCGGAAACAGGAAGUGCUGCUUUGAGACUUCCUGUGUCUUUUGCUGACAGAUCAGUGUCUCAUGUUUGUCUUUAUAUCAUUGUCAGAUCAGUGGCUUUCUCUUAUUUCUGUGGACGGAUACAGUCAAAGCAAACCAACAAUUCACAUUCGACUCCAUUCAGCAUCCAUUCACUUAUAGAGGAUUAUUAUAUAUGCAAUAAUUUAUAGGAUAUCUGUCUAUUCAACAUUGCUUUUUAUAUUAGCAUAUCAGCGAUAGAGUUUUGUUUUAAAAUGAGGAUAUAAUUUGAAUAUCUGUAUUUAGUUCAUGUGAGGAACAUCAGCAGCUGAAUGAAACGGAUGUUUGUGUUUGGGUUUGUGUUCAUUUACAAGCUUCAGUCUCAGAAAUGUUAUGAAAUAUGAUCAGCUGAUAAACAAACAAAUACAGCGAAAGCAUUUAAGUUUUAGUGCGAUUUAAUGUGAUUUCACACUGAAUGUGUUUAGUGAACACCAGUGCUGGGUAGUGACUGAUUACAUAUAAUCUAGAUUACGUAAUCAGAUUUCAUGUAGUACUUGUAGUUAGAUUACAUUACUGCUACAGUUUUGUAAUCCGUAACAGACUAGAGUUUGUAAGUAAUCUAGCCAGCACUGGUGAACACAGACUCAUUGAGUUAUUAAUGCAUCAGAUUCAGUUACAUGGUGAAAGUUUCACAAACACUAAUUACAUUCAUUAAUAACCACAUAACUAAUGCUUCUUGAGCACAAAACUGCUUUUGUUUUGACUGUAUCAUUCAGAUCUGUGUGUCAUUGGCAGGUGAAUUGUGCUGAAUGUCAUUUAACAUUUUUAUUUUCAUAAUAAUGUUUGUUGCAGUUGCCAACUUUAAAUGAUGAUAUUCAGACAGUUUCAUCUAUUUCUGUGACUUUCAUAGUGCAGUGUUUGCUCGAAUAUAUGAUUUAUAUUCGGUUAACUCAUGAAUCUGUAUGUUUAUAAAUAGAUCAUAUGAUCUGCCAUUCAUCUGAUGAUCUCUAGAUUGUUUUAUUGAUCAGGAUUUGAAAGUUUUACUCAUCUUUGAGAAACUCCAUCAGGGUCAGAUUGUUUGUAAUGAAGCAGAGCAUUGAUUUGAUGUGUUUGAGCUGAAGUUUCUCCUCAUUUAAACCACCACUAAGUGCUUUUGCUCCUGAUGUUCAUCUGUGUGAGAGAGUUUUGCCAAAUGCAUGAAUGCCUUGAGCUUUAGCGGCCUGCAGUUAUUCAGAGGCCAGAUGCAUGAUGGGAUUGAAUGGACUGAUCGUCAUACUCGCUGGUUCAGUUCAACGAUAGGUCCGACUCUUUAACUAGACUAACCUGUCAGUUAUUACCUGCUUCAUUCAUCUCAGUCUUCAAUUAAACUUUAUAGAGACCAAA